Messenger RNA from Nerophis lumbriciformis (worm pipefish), 450 nucleotides. The record is from RefSeq and is a predicted model, not a curated record. Lineage: Eukaryota; Metazoa; Chordata; Actinopteri; Syngnathiformes; Syngnathidae.
AUGAACUCUCUUACAACUCUGCUUCUCUUGGCUUUAAGCCUCUCUGUUGCUCACUCGAUGAAUUACAAGGCUCUCAACCAGUUCAGAAAAAUGAUCCUGUGUUUGAUGCCUGAUAGCUGGCCCAUUUUUGACUACGCUGACUACGGCUGCUACUGUGGAAAGGGUGGCUCAGGCACACCUGUAGAUGAUCUGGAUAGAUGCUGCUAUGUCCACGACCAAUGCUAUAGCGACGCUAUGCAGCAUCCUGAUUGUUGGCCCAUUUUCGACAACCCUUACACAGAGAUCUACAGCUACAGCUGUGAUGAGGAGCAGAAGAAAGUCACCUGUAGCCACAAAAACAACAAUUGUGAGAUGUUCAUCUGUGAAUGUGACAGGAAGGCUGCAGAGUGUUUCGCACGGUCACCAUGGAACCCUGAGCACGAGCACCUGCCAAGCCACAUGUGCAAGUGA